GCCCAUCUACUGCCAAGAGGGCCCUGUCUGGACGCUUUCUCCCUUCGCCACCUCCCUCCUCCUUCGACCAGCGCUUUUCGUUUAUUUGCCCUCCUUCUUGCACACGUUGCCUUCCUUGCUGACUUCUUCUUCUCUCCCCACUCAGUCUCAUCAACAAACCCUUCUACCAUUCCAUUCCAUUUUGAAACAGCCCUUGAUUCCGUCACAUCCUUUCUCACUCUUCACACUUCACUUGCACCUGCUCACUUACCCACUCACUCACAUCCCAUAUGGUUCUAGGCGGACAGAGGUACGAGUACCUUCCCAGCAACUCCCAGGACAGUAGUAACGAUCCCUCGUCCCUUUCGCCCAAUGCUGCAGCCAGGGGCUCGUCUUGGGCUUGUCUGGCCAGGAGGGGCUCUGAUCAGUCUACAAUUGGUGAUUUUGAGCUAAACCCUGUCAACGACCGCACUGGACUCACAAGCAGCACCAGGCCCUUGCCACCAGUCGCUCAGGAUUCACAGGAGGAUCUUCUUAUAUGUUCAGAAGCUACCUCCAAUACCCAUCUCGAGCCACCAGAGACCUCUCCUCGGCGUCGCAGAGGAUUCCACCAUAACCCCUCACAAGUCAAUGGCAGCACAUCAGGGCGUGGAAUAUCGUCUCGAUCCUCAGCGACCAACUCGCGGCUCGCCUCAAUGAAGCAGGUCCUCGACAGAGCCUCAACGAGGGUCAUCAACCUCACAGGAUCUUCUUCAAGGAGCCAGUCUUCUAUGCCUGAGGUCCCAAAUAUUUUCUUGAAUCAGCCCACAGAAGAGGAGGAACAGGAGGUCCAAAGUGCACACAAUGGCACAGCCACAGUCAGAGCUGCAGCCACGAUCACCGACACCAGCACAGACAUAGGAGCAGGCACAACUACAGAAGAGGCAAUGCGGAUAUCCAGGACAACCUCACCACACGUGGCAGGCAUCAACUAUUUUCAGCAAUUACCACUUGACCCUCAAUCAAUUGAUCCUCCACUUGUGGGCAAAUCGCUCUUCAUCUUCGGCCCCGACAGUCUGUUCCGCAAGAAGAUCAACCGAUUUCUCAACCGCACAGGGGUAGAGCUUUUGAUGCUCUUCUUGCUGAUGUUAAACCUGGCGUUCCUGGUAGUCAUGAUCUCCAGCCCGCCAGGAAAUGACACUGUCUGGGGCGCGCAUUGGACCGACUACGGGUUACUUGUGAUUUUUGUUUUAUACACCUUGGAGAUCGCUGCAAGAAUUGUCGUAUCUGGACUGGUCCUCAAAACAGAGGAAGGAAGCACAAUUCGCAAGCACUUUGGACCGAAGCAGAGGACCGAUAAUUUGCACGAUACCAACCCCACCAUCCUCCGAAAGCAGCAGACCAUGACUCCGGCAGUGACAUUUCGACCGCCGCAACCAUCACUUCCUCUGCAACACACGGCGGCAACUCGGGCAACCACGCUCCUUGAUUUUGCAGUUGGACGACAGACGACCGUGAUGCAGUAUAUUCCUACCACACUGGACCCAUUGAUUGAGUAUAGGCCCCAGUUCAUGGCAGAGAAGGCGCAACUACCGUUCCUCAGACAUACCUUCAACCGAAUCGACAUGGUCGCGGUCAUAUGCUACUGGAUCGAUUUUGCCCUCAUGAUGGCUGGCGUGCACAACAUUUAUUUUUUCAAAACCAUCGCCGCGAUGCGGACGCUUCGCCUGCUGAACAUUACAUCUGGAUCAUCUACUAUCCUGCAAUCUUUAAAGAAGAGCGCGCCACUGCUGGUCAACAUUGCCCUCUUUAUUGCAUUUUUCUUUGUUAUUUUCAGCAUCAUUGGAGUUCAGACAUUCAAGGGUUCCCUCUCAAGGCGUUGUGUACUUGCAUCGAACAAUAGCAUGGUUGUGGAAGAUCAGUUCUGCGGAGGACACUACAAUGUAUCAGCUCCCAACGGCAUAUCAUCAUAUCUUACAGUUGAUGGCGGUAACAGCCCAACCAGUCCUAAAGGAUAUAUCUGUGCUAGCAACUAUGUUUGCAAGGACACUGGAGAGAACUUUAAAGGCGUCAUAUCCUUUGAUGUAAUUUCCUCCGCAAUGGUUCCUGUUUACGUGUUGAUGACUGGACAGACAUGGACGGAUAUGAUGUACAGUAUCAUGGAUGCAGAGUACGCCUGGUCUGCUAUCUACUUUGUUCUAGUAGUCCUUGUCAUGAACUUUUGGAUCUUAAACCUGUUUGUCGCAGUCAUCAAUGAGAUGUUUGCCAAGAUCCGAGACGACUCUGCCAACAACUCUGCGUUCAAGUCGGAUGGAUCAGAAAAUAAAAUUGAUAUCCUGAGUGACAGUAUCAACAACUUUUCAUAUCGAACUCAAACGGACUCGGAGAUCCUCAGAAUGAAAUGGCUCGAAGGCUUGGAGUGUUUAUGGGUGCUUGCAGUCGUGGUAGAUCUUGUCUUCCAAUGCCUGCCACAAUACCGCACACCCCCAAGCACAAUUCAAAUCUAUGAUCGCGUCGAACUCUGGUUUACCGUCGCGUUCGCUGUUGAGAUUGUGAUUCGCUUCUUGUCUUGGCCUCCAACGCCCAAGGCUUUCUUUCAAAGCAAGAAGAAUUUGGUUGAUUUGUUCCUGGCUGUCAUAACGUUGAUCAUCCAGACCCCACUCAUCCAUAGGAGCCAAGCUUAUGUCUAUCUCACGAUUUUUCAGGUUCUUCGCGUAUACAGGCCCAUAAUUUAUGUUGGACGUCUCAGAUCCCUUAUCCAAAGAGUUGUUGGUAGCUGGAUCGGUCUUCUGAACUUGGUCUUGUUUAUUGCCAUGUUUCUGGGAGUCGUGUCAGUUAUGGCAGGGAUCCUGUUCAGGGAGAUUAUAGAUCCGGAUUCGUCCAGCAUGAACUUUUCGGACUUUUACGUCAGUUAUCUCGGCAUGUACCAGCUCUUCUCUGGAGAGAACUGGACCGAUAUCCUAUACAGCGUCAUGGCUGCAGAACUUCCUUAUAAGCAAGUCAUCAUUGCCACGGUGUUUAUUAUUGCAUUCUACAGCUUUGCAAACUUCGUGCUGGUGAACAUGCUUAUCGCCAUCAUCAUGGAGAACUUCGAAGGCGAGGCCGAGAUAGGCAAACAUGCCCAGCAGAUCGUGGAUUAUGCGUCAAAGGCAGGCUAUCCCAAAGAGGAGCAGCGAAAGUUUGUAGACUACUUGACGAAGUACCUUAAACCGCACCCCAGCUCGAUCGGAGUUGACACCAAGUCGUCUUCAUGGAGCCGCAAGAUGCGCAAAGGGUUGGCACGGGAGUAUCUCUUGGGCGACAAGGAACUUUUUCAUGCCACUAUUGAGAAGGAAAAGGAUCCACUACAGGAGUCGUCGAACCACAAAAAGAACCACCACCGUCGCAGAUCCAGCCAAUACGAACUACACUACGGUCCCUUGAACGAAGAUGAAAUUGACGACACAGAGCAUUUUAGGAAGCUCUAUGAUGCUCAUCGCCCAAGAUACGAGGAUGUGGAUGGCGCAUAUGAUGCAAUCGCAAAGCCCGAGCCCUUCUUUUCAGCAGCAGCCUUCCGUCAUCGCUCAUUGUUCAUUUUUGGACCCCAAAAUAAGAUUAGACGGUUCCUACAACAGUUUGUCACGCCAGGCCGCGGAUACCGCAUUGAAGGAAAACGCGAGAAUGUCCUCCUUAGCCGGCCUUUUAACAUCUUUAUCACCCUCGCCAUUCUACUCUGCGUUGGCGUCGCGGUCUACACAACACCUGUCUGGCGCCUUGAACAGUCGAAACUACCAUCCAAGGAUCAGAACGCCAUCGUUGGCAUCUCAGACUAUGUAUUCCCGCUCUUUUUCGCCAUAGAGUUCCUUAUUCGGGUCAUCGCCGAUGGCUUUAUCUUUACACCGGAUGCCUACUUGAAGACGCUUUGGAACCAGAUCGAUUUCUUUGUCCUCCUUUCGCUCUAUGCUCCUCUGAUUGCCACUAUUACCAAUUCACAAGGGACAUCCAGGUUCUUCCGAGCUCUUAAGGCUUUAAGAGCCCUCCGUCUCAUCAACCAGUCCGCCUACAUCAAGAAUACCUUCCAUGCUGUUUUGGUCGCAGGGUUCCCACAGCUUCUUGACGCUACCCUAUUGUGCAUGUCGAUUCUGGUGCCUUUCGCGAUUUAUGGUAUGCGUCUGUUCGCGGGCCUGUUCUUUUCCUGUAACGAUUCCAGUGAAGGUAUCCUUUCCGUCGACGAUUGUGUGGGUACGUUUGUUACGGAGGACAACGUCACGAUGCCUCGGGUGUGGUCCAACCCUCAUGUAUACAGCUUUGACAACUUUUGGGCGUCUUUCUUGAUCCUAUUCGAGAUUGUCUCGCAGGAAGGAUGGACGGGAGUCAUGGAAACUGCACGCAAUGUUGCGGGAUUGGGACAGCAGCCACACCAGGACGUCUCCCGCUACAAUGGCAUCUUCUUUGUCCUGUUUAACUUGGCAGGAGGAUACUUUGUCACUUCGUUGUUUGUUGCGAUCGUUAUCGAGAACUACACAAAGCGAACAGGGACAGCGUUCAUGACAGCGAACCAGCGACGAUGGAUGGAUCUGAAGAAGCUACUCGGAGGAAUUAAGAUGAGCAAGGCCAAGACAACUCCUCCUAGCAACCCAAUCCGGGCGCUUUGUUUCCGCAUAGCCUCGUCCAAGAGGGGACGGUUUUCUUUGCUGCUGACGACUGUUACGAUCGCAAAUGGUGUGGUACUUGCGACUGAACAUAUUGAUUCUAGAGACUGGGAAGGCGUAAAGAACUGGAUUUUUUUGGCUUUGCUCUUGGUCUUCAUGUUCGAGAUCUUUGUCAAAAUCUGUGGAUUGGGCUGGACCGCGUAUAGGAAGAACCGAUGGAACGUCUAUAACAGCACGGUGUCAAUUUGCGCCUUGAUUAUCACGAUUGCACGACUCUUGGGUUCUGAAUGGCAGCCCCUGAUCCAGACACAAAAGCUGUUCUUGACGGCGAUUCUAUUUCGCCUGGUGCCCCAUAGCAACAGCCUGAACCAGCUGUUCAUGACUAUGGCUGCUAGUAUCAGGUCUAUCGCUAGUCUGUUUGGCGUCUGGCUCGUGGUGUUUGCGGUAUACGGCAUCAUGUUUGUAGAGAUUUUUGGUUUGACCUCGUAUGGUCCCAAUGGCUCGACGCACGUCAACUUUAGAAACUUCGGGACAUCGCUACUGAUGAUGGCAAGAAUGUCUACUGGUGAGGGAUGGAAUGACUUGAUGCACGAUUUCGCGGUCGAGAUGCCCAACUGUGUGAACGAGCCAAACAACUACCUACUUUCGGAUUGUGGAUCGACCGCCUGGGCCUACACGCUCUUUAUCACAUUCAACAUCAUCUCGAUGUACAUCUUCACCAACAUGUUUAUCGUUGUGGUGAUGCACAAUUUUUCAUACGUCUAUCAAAUCGCCCCGGGGUUUUCACUAAUCACUCGAGAGGAGAUCCGAGGCUUCAAGCGAGUCUGGGCUGAGGUUGAUACGGAUCAUAUCGGCUACAUUCAAGAGAAGGAUCUUACUCGAUUCUUGAUGAAAUUGAGGGGUGUGUUCGAUAUGCGUGUUUUCAACGAAGAACACUCGCUUGCCAAACUCCAGUCAAGAUUAGAAACCGCCAAGCCCAACGCGGUCAAAAUGUCUGCGAGGGAUUUGGAAAAGAGCUCUGCUGGUACCAAUACGCAGCGUAGAGUUCUGAUGUUAAACCAAACCAACCGCCGGUCGACAUAUAACUUAGACGAGUCUCAAGUGGAGAAGGGACAGGACUCGUCCUCGCGGCCUAACCUAUACGACAAGGUUCACCAGGAUUAUAAUCUGGCCGCCUUCAACUCUGCGAUCGCCAGCGUGAACAAGACAGAGGUCCGCAAAAGACGGAAAGUCUAUAACUUUUUGUACGCAGAAGCGGUGAUGUCAAUGGAGCCCAUCCCAGGAACAGAGCUGAAGACGAGAAGGAGGUGGCCCCAUUGGUUUUCUUCGUUUUUUGGAGGUAGUAGAAUAGGUUCUGACGUGGGAUCUCCUGGAGCGGGGGACUACGAGAUGGGCGAGAUCGGAGAGGAGUUUAUGGAAGCCCAAUGGGGUGUAUCGUUUCCAAAGAUGCUGACGAUCUUGGCGCACUACAAGUUGAUCGAGGACGACCAGUGCCUGUCCAUUGGUGAUAUGCUUCGUCACCGUCAGAAAAUGGACCGGAUCCAUGCCCAUAUCAAUGUGGUUUACGUUCGGAGUAUCCUUCUCAGGAUGGUUCUGCGACAGAGAUUCUUGAAGCACUAUGCAAAGGUUCAAAAGAUCCGUGCCUUGACGGAUGAUACCUCCUCAUCCACCCAAGUACAAUCGCAGCAACACAGCGCACCCGAAAGUGAUCGAUCUUACAGCGUGGGCGGCGGUACUGGUGCAGGCGUCGGUUCCCUUGCUCAACAAGCCCCCACGAUCGUGCAUUCAACCUUCUCUACGGAUUCAAACAGCAAAAUCUCCUCCAGUGAACAGAAGCGCGUCAGAAUUAAUAUCGGAGAUUCGAAAAUCGCUCCUGCAGAAGCUGCGAGUCUGGGUCCCUCGUUCAUGAGCGAAAUCGACAAGGCGGCCCUCGAAAAGGGAGAGCAGCUUCAUCGUGAACAGGCUGAUGCCAUGAUCGACGGCUUGCGGUCUGAGUGGCGUUCAUUCAUUCGGAGUUACGAUCUUUCUGUAGCAGGGACUGUGCAGGGAACUGCAUUGGAUAUGGGCUCGGCUCAAGACCCGACAUUACAGGAUUUUGAGGAUAUGGACAGGAGUGCGUCCCAUGGUCAAGAAAAAAACUUGGGCCGAGACUACCUCUAGAUGGUCAUUAAUUUUCAGCAUGUAAAACUAAACACUCUUUGACCGAAAUAUCAAUUAUCUGUAGUUUCCAUCGCGAUGCCGGUCUAUAGAGCCUAUUAUAAAUCCACUACAUUAACUUGAUGUAGCUCAUGUGUAAUAAAGUCUAAAGCACGCACGUCUUUAAUGACGAUGACGUUGCUGUUUCUUGUAG
Gamsiella multidivaricata is the source of this 6939-nucleotide messenger RNA. RefSeq names its product Ion transport protein-domain-containing protein. Gene Ontology annotation, cellular component: voltage-gated calcium channel complex; microtubule; membrane. Gene Ontology annotation, biological process: calcium ion import across plasma membrane; microtubule-based process. The transcript has 14 exons. Gene Ontology annotation, molecular function: GTP binding; high voltage-gated calcium channel activity. The coding region runs from base 270 to 6749 and encodes 2159 amino acids. The record is from RefSeq and is a predicted model, not a curated record. NCBI's taxonomy places the organism in Eukaryota, Fungi, Mortierellomycota, Mortierellomycetes, Mortierellales, Mortierellaceae.